Messenger RNA from Arabidopsis arenosa, 2025 nucleotides. Lineage: Eukaryota; Viridiplantae; Streptophyta; Magnoliopsida; Brassicales; Brassicaceae. The record is from the annotation of a GenBank genome assembly.
AUUUGUCUCCUUUCUCUUACAAAUUUGAUUCCUGAUUUGGGUCUUUGUUAAAGAUCAACAAGUUUUUUUUUUUCCUCCAUUAAUGGACGAAGUUUCUCCUGCAGUCGCUGUUCCAUUCAGACCAUUCACUGAGCCUCACGCCGGAAUUAGAGGCUAUUGCAACGGCGAAUCUAGGGUUUCGUUACCGGAAAGUUCUUGUUCCGGUGACGGAGCUAUGAAAGAUUCAUCCUUUGAAAUCAACACGAGACAAGAUUCACUAACAUCAUCAUUAUCAUCAACGUCAUCAUCUGCUGUACCUGAUGUUACCGUGGAUAUCUCCACCGGAGAUGAAAUCAACGGCUCAGAUGAGUUUGAUUCGAGAUCGAUGAAUCAGAGUGAGAAGAAAGUACUGAGUAGAACAGAGAGUAGAAGUCUGUUCGAGUUCAAGAGUGUUCCUUUAUAUGGAGUGACUUCGAUUUGUGGAAGACGACCAGAGAUGGAAGAUUCUGUCUCAACGAUUCCUAGAUUCCUUCAAGUUUCUUCAAAUUCGUUGCUUGAUGGUCGAGUCACUAAUGGAUUUAAUCCUCACUUGAGUGCUCAUUUCUUCGGUGUUUACGAUGGCCAUGGUGGUUCUCAGGUAGCGAAUUAUUGUCGUGAGAGGAUGCAUCUGGCUUUGACGGAGGAGAUAGUGAAGGAGAAGCCGGAGUUUUGCGACGGUGACACGUGGCAAGAGAAGUGGAAGAAGGCUUUGUUCAACUCUUUUAUGAGAGUUGACUCAGAGAUUGAACUCGUGGCGCAUGCUCCGGAAACAGUUGGGUCCACCUCGGUGGUUGCAGUUGUCUUUCCAACUCACAUCUUUGUCGCCAAUUGCGGCGACUCGAGGGCGGUUUUGUGUCGCGGCAAAACGCCCCUCGCGUUAUCCGUUGAUCACAAACCGGAUAGAGAUGAUGAAGCGGCGAGGAUAGAAGCAGCCGGAGGGAAAGUCAUCCGGUGGAACGGGGCUCGUGUUUUUGGUGUGCUCGCAAUGUCAAGAUCCAUUGGCGAUAGAUACCUAAAACCGUCAGUAAUUCCGGAUCCAGAAGUGACUUCAGUCCGGCGAGUCAAAGAAGACGACUGUCUCAUCUUAGCAAGUGACGGUCUUUGGGAUGUAAUGACAAAUGAAGAAGCGUGCGAUUUGGCUCGGAAAAGGAUUUUGUUAUGGCACAAGAAGAACGCGAUGGCCGGAGAGGCUUUGCUUCCGGCCGAGAAAAGAGGAGAAGGAAAAGAUCCUGCAGCAAUGUCUGCGGCCGAGUAUUUGUCGAAGAUGGCUUUGCAAAAAGGAAGCAAAGACAAUAUAAUGUGGGUUUUGGUUGCUGCUAGGGUUUCGCUCGAAGCAUACUUGUAUUUUGGUCUUGUGUAUAAUUCAGAUGUUCUCAUUAUUAUGAAUGCAGGAAAAUUUGAAGAUCUGGGUCAUAUCCAUAAGCAAGAGCUGAAUCAUGGACGAAAGUGUGCAAGUGAAUAUUGUAUCUGUUUUAUUGCAGAUACUAAAUUUGUAUCUGGAAAUGGUAGAACCGAGCUGGCUAAGUUCAUUGCUGAUAGGCAUACCAAACUAAUGAAACAAGCCGCUCGAUAUUAUUCUGCACUUAAAGAUGUUAUGGCUCGUGGGAAAAGAAGAUAUACACUUGUAAAAGAUGUUGACGACAUGGAAACAGGAGCAUAUGACAAACCUCUUCCAUGCUUUGGUUGUGGAAUCGGAUGGUUCUCCUUUCUCCUGGGAUUUAUGUUCCCACUUUUGUGGUACUAUGCUGCAUUUCUUUACUUCGGGAACUAUUACCGCAAAGAUCCUCGAGAAAGAGCCGGUCUUGCUGCUUCCGCAAUCACUGCGAUGGGAUUCUCUCUUGUGUUACUCGUGAUUUUUGCUUUCCGGUGGUUUUACUAUCCUUAAGAUAUACAAGUAACUAUGUAAUUUAUCAUUCAUACCUAUAAGUUCCGUGUUCAUAGAGGAAUGGUCGCGGAAGUUGAUGUCUCAUGUACAUUCACAUAAACCAAUGAAUUUUACUUCGAUCU